GUCCCCUUAUAUAACAGAUAAUCACGUCGAGCUUCCCUCUUCUUGAUAUUAAACAGUCUAGCUAACGUUACUCCAUUUGUAAUGUUUUUCACUUGUCGUGACCCCGGUGAUAAACUAACGGUUAUCCUAAAUCGUUGUCUUCAGGAGAAACGGAAUUACUGGAACUAAUGUUUUGCAGUCUGAGUCCUAACCGAGAAUAUGUAUGAGUGGGACCUUUUGCGGAAUUUACUAUUCACUUAAAGUUUUCCGUCCAAUUCACGCCCCGCUCUCGUUGCUGAGCUUAUAUAUAUGUCAAUGUUGCUGAGCUGUUGUUGAGUGGCUGAGAGCUGAAGUAGCGUGCACAACGACUACGGAAAGUGCGUAAUCAUUGAGCGGCGGUCGGUUCAUUUAACCCUAUGCAACUUGUCUGUCACUGGGCGGUGGCGGCGGUGGUAAUAUGUGUUAUAUUAGCUAACAACAGUGUAACAUUUAAGUAAUCUGAUUUAUUUUUUGUAUGACGAUAUUUUUUUUAAAGUGGAAGAACGUCGUGAUAUCGCGAGAAUCCAGCUGCCGUGCAAGUGGAGAUUAACUGGCGAAAAUGGCGAAGCGGAGGAUCACACAGGAAACCUUUGAUGCUGUUGUCAGGGAAAACAUGGAGGAGUUUGAGAUGGGUCCUGAUGAGGCUCUGAAGGAGGCUGUGGAGCAGUUUGAGUCUCAAGGUGUGGACCUCAGCUAUAUAGUAAAAGCUGUAGCAGCUGUAUCAUCUGAUGACAAACAAGAAGAGCAAUCACACAAGGUCUUACAGGCUUUGGAUUCCCUCCGCAUUGGAAAAGACUCUGCCAGUGUUAAGGAAGUGACGGCAGACAUAAAACGCUUCACUGAGCAUUGCUCACUUGAAUUCGCCCAGAGGUACCUGGCUGCCCAAAAAGACGCCUACCCCGUCAUCCUCUCUUACUGCCAAAAGAGUGUGGAGGAGCAGGAAGCUGUGUUAACCGCCCUGGCCGCUCUGGCUGCGCUGACCAAUGGACAGCCAGACUUGUUGGAUGCAGAGGGCCAGCAGUUCCUUUUGAAUGUCCUUAAGAAGUACGAGGCAGAUUCCUCUGUGUUGCGUGUAGCCAUUUGCACUGUGCGUCACUGCUGUUUGAAACAUGAACAAAACAGGCAGGAUUUGGUAAAAGGUGGCGUCCUGCCUCUGCUGACCGGUGCCACCGCACAACACAGUGGAUGCGCUGAGCUGGUCAAGGAGGCCUCUGCUGCUCUCAGGAUCAUGACCUUUGACGAUGAUAUCCGAGUUCCGUUUGGGCAAGCUCAUGAACACGCCAAGAUGAUUGUUCUUCAACACAAUGGACUGAAGGUUUUGAUUGAGUCUGCAAAAGCUCACCUCGGUAAUACUUCUGUUCUGAGAGAGCUGUGUGCGACUUUGUCCAAUUUGGCCGUAAGGAAUGAGUUCUGUCAAGACAUCUGUGAUCUGGGAGGACUGAAACUCAUCAUGACGCUGCUUGCGGAGAGCUAUGAGACACCAGAGUUGGUUCGGCAGGUCCUUAGUGCAAUACGAGCCAUAGCAGGAAAUGAUGACGUGAAAGAUGCAGUUGUUAAUGCUGGUGGGGUCGAGCUCAUUGUCAUUGCCAUGAACAAACACAUGAGCAUCUCUGCUGUGUGUGAGCAGGGCUGUGCAUGCCUCUCUGUCCUUGCUUUGCGUAAACCAAACAACUGCAAAGUCAUCAUGGAAAAUGGAGGUGCCUUGGCUGCUCUGCAGGCUAUGAAGACGCAUACUGAUAAGGUCAAUGUGCAGAAACAGGCAUGUAUGCUGUUGAGAAAUCUGGUUUCACAUAUGAGUAACUUAAGCCAACCAAUCCUGGAGAUGGGAGCAGAGGCCCUGAUAACCCAGGCCCUGCAGACCCAUGAAGACUGUGGAGAUGUGGGUAAAGCAGCCCUCAGAGAUCUGGGAUGCCACGUGGAGCUCCGAGAGCUGUGGACCGGCAAAAAGGGCAGCCUUACCUACUGAAAGUAGAGGAGAGCAUCGCUGUACACCCUUACCAUAAGUUUGCCUGAAAAGCAAUUUAAGGCAAGAUGAAAUGUUAACUUGGUAUACAUAGCCAAGAGUUUAAGCAGAUGGGCCUACCCAACUAGACAUAUUUGUUUAAAGUAGUUGAUGUAGAAAAGGCUUGUGAGUAAGUCACCAGUCCCACACAACGCUUUUGAGAGAGUGAAUGUUUUCCAGUCCUUUUUCUGUUUUUGACACGUAGCCUACAAAGACAUGUAGCCUACCAAUAGGCCAUUGUAGUCCUGUAGUACAUGUUUUGUUUGCUAUUAAAUAUUUUUUUUUUUUACAAAUUUUCUGAUUUGCAAUUUAUUUAUGUUAAUAAGAUGUCAAUAUGUGUGUUUUGUGGUAUGGGUAAAUAUAAAUAAAUCUAUUUGCUGUCAUGCAAAUAGUUUAACUGCAUAGUUGUGCAGAUUUCUUUACCGUGUUGGCAGAGCCAAAUUUUUGUAUUGAAUGCCGUUCACUUUUACUAGAUCUAAACUGUUUCCUUUUAAUGCAUUAUUGCAAUGUAAAACUGAAAUAUGUUAUAGACCUACCACAUUAUUUACAGUGUAUAUUUUGCAUGAUUAUGAUGAACACAAAUUUUUGGUGCUUCACCUAUAUGUGGCUAUG
Messenger RNA from Perca flavescens (yellow perch), 2632 nucleotides. It is a transcript of the gene armc6, whose product is annotated as armadillo repeat containing 6. Lineage: Eukaryota; Metazoa; Chordata; Actinopteri; Perciformes; Percidae. The record is from RefSeq and is a predicted model, not a curated record. Gene Ontology annotation, molecular function: protein binding. Gene Ontology annotation, biological process: hematopoietic progenitor cell differentiation. Bases 578 to 1984 code for a protein of 468 amino acids. The transcript has 8 exons.